GUGAUCUCAAUUCUCAUAGAUCACAGACUGAGAAGAAGAUCAUCUUUUUUGCUGCAUACUCUGUUCUAUUAUCACUAUCUUUUCUUACCUUUUUUCUUAUAUUGGAUCACAGAGCCACGAGCAGGUUUAAGGCUUACAUUAGAGCUUUGUUGGAAGAUCUGCAAGGAACUUAAAUUCUUGACCACAUAAAUCCAGAUGCAUAAGUACAUAAAUUUAAAGACAACAUGGUAAAAGUUGUUGAUUUAGAUUAAAUCAUAAAUCUCUAUCCAGAGAUAGAACUAUUUAUGAAACUUGUUUAACUGUGGACACAGUGAGGUCUGAUAAAAGUGGGAUGAUUCAGAAAAGGAACAGUGAUAACACUUAAAACUGCAGACAGAAGAUAUCUUGAUAGAUUAGUGGAGUUAAAGAACAGACUGGGCCCUAUGUAGAGUCUUCUGCAACAACAGAAGGAUCUCCACCAUGCCAAGCAUGGAGGCAAGCCAUGAAAACUCGGGUUCACAGUCCCUCUCAGCUCUAAUGGACAACUGCAUCACCUUUGGCCAAACCCCUUUCUACUCAGAGGGGUUUGAGCAGGUGCCCUGCUUCUCCAGCCUAUCUCCAAGCUAUGUAUCCCAGUGCCAAGACUUUGUCCUAACAAAAUGUUGAGCUCAAACUGAUGGUUUGCCUGAGUUGAACUCUGGAUGGAUCACCACUUGCGUGCUGACUACUUCAAUCCGCGCGCUGGAAGGAUCACCACCCUCAACAGCCAGAAGCUCCCCAUUCUAAGAUUCGUCCAAAUGAGUGCUGUAAGGGGACUCCUCCGCCCGAAUGCCAUCAGAUCACCGCACUGGAAUGUCAACGCUCACAGCAUCGUGUACGCCUUGAGGGGAUGCAGUCGGGUGCAAGUGGUGGGACAUCGUGGUCAGACCGUAUUCGUUGGAGAGCUCCGUCAGGGUCAACUACUAGUCGUUCCACAGUACUUUGCUAUGAUGUUCCAAGCGCAACGCGAGAGCUUCGAAUGGGUCUCCAUCAAGACCAACGACAAUGCCAUGGUCAACCAUUUGGUGGGGAAGACAUCGGCUUUCCGUGGCAUGCCGGUGGAGGUGCUGAUGAACUCGUAUUGCAUCUCUAGAGAGGAGGCCAUGCGGCUAAAGUUUAACCGUGGAAAUGAAUUGGCCCUCUUCACUACUAAGAUCGAGAGGGAAGCGAUCAGAACUUCGGCGUAACGUAAUGGAGAGUGUGGCUAGAGGCGAAUAAAGCUGGGGUUUUAUGGAUAGAAACCUUGGAGCAUGACUGGUUUGAAGUGAAUAAAAGUUGUGGGCAACAAGAUGUUUGUAGCAUCAGCUCUCAACUCAAAUAAAUUAGGUUCCAUGUUUGGAGCUUUCUUC
Messenger RNA from Musa acuminata AAA Group (dessert banana), 1367 nucleotides. Its product is annotated as cocosin 1-like. The record is from RefSeq and is a predicted model, not a curated record. Gene Ontology annotation, molecular function: DNA binding; nutrient reservoir activity. Gene Ontology annotation, biological process: regulation of DNA-templated transcription. Bases 681 to 1205 code for a protein of 174 amino acids. NCBI's taxonomy places the organism in Eukaryota, Viridiplantae, Streptophyta, Magnoliopsida, Zingiberales, Musaceae. The transcript is spliced from 3 exons.